GUGCAAGAGGGAUGGCCGGGCCGCCUGGCCGCUGAGCUCCACAGCUCUGCCUUGCUCAUGAAAGUUUAGCUUCAGGUAGGAUACGGUAGGUAGGUCAUCUCGUCAGCAUUGCUUAGAACAUGGCGGACACGCUGGUCUGUGCGGGUCCUACUGUCUCGUUCCCUACUCUGCGGGAGUGCAGGCGUCCCUGCCGACAGACAAGGGCUCCACAGGCACUGCUCAGCAUAGCCCCACCAUGCGGGAGGCGGGGUGAAUGCCACCAGCGGUUGUCUGUUUGCCUACCAGGCGUUGCUCAGAGGACGCUGCGCCAAUCCACCUUCCUUACUGAUGUCCGAUGGAAGGCACAAGUGCUUCAGCAAGCGGCACCGAGGCUCCGCCAGUGCCAGGGGGGCGCAACCAGAGCCAUCUUUACAGGUAUUGUUGAGGAGAUGGGGACGGUGCGCGAACUGAAGCAGGUGGACGGUGGCUGGGAGCUGACUGUGGAAGCGUCCACAGUGCUUGAAGAUGUCAAAUUGGGUGACAGCAUCGCGGUCAAUGGCACGUGCCUGACGGUCACCCGAUUUGACCCGACCUACUUUGCAGUAGGCCUCGCCCCAGAAACCCUGCGGAAGACUUCUCUGGAAGAACUGGAAACGGGGUCGAAAGUCAAUCUGGAGCGGUCGCUCCAACCAAGCGGUCGCAUGGGGGGCCACUUCGUUCAGGGCCACGUGGAUGGGACAGGUGUCAUCUCCAAAUUCGAACCUGAUGGGGACUCGCUUGUGGUGACAAUAAAGACGACGCCCGAAAUGCUUCGUUAUAUUGUAAAAAAGGGGUACAUCGCCGUUGAUGGAACGAGCCUUACGGUUGUGGAAGUUUUGGACGCGGAGUUGUCGUUCACCUUCAUGCUGGUUGCCUACACGCAGCAGAAGAUCGUCGUUCCGCUGAAGAAGGUCGGGGAUAAGGUGAACCUCGAAGUUGACAUCGUUGGAAAGUAUGUCGAGAGGAUGACUGAAGGCUACCGACAAGUGGGGUAAGAACGAGUCUGCCAAGAACCUGGUGGAAACUACUAAAACGAAAGCUUACUUGGACGUUGUGGCGCUGGCUGGUUCGCUACAAGCUUUACACAUUUGACGGUCCUCUAUGCCAUUCGUAACGUGUUGGCUGUGGACAAUGCGCACGACUCGGCUGUUGAAGAGCUCAGUGUCCGGUCUGCACUUGAACAGCCUCACCAAUCGUUAUGCGCAGUCCUGAACGUGCUUAUUGGACUCACGGCACCGACUGUUGGUUCAUGCUUGCCACACUAGCUCGUGGUCUUUCCUUGAUAGUUGUGUACACAACCAUCACUGAAGGGCUGGCUAGAUUGAGCCCACGUGGAAGCUACUUGCCUGACUAGCUCGCGACAUCAAUGUCACGCAACCCAUUAUUGCCUGCCAGACUGUCUCAUUAUAGUGUCUCAUUAUAGUACCUGCAUAUCUGCACUACAAACCAGCCCGCCCCCUGUUCACGUAAGCCUUAAGUAAGUUCCGGUAAUUGAAGUUACAUAGGAAGCGGACCUUUUGUAUAUUCAGGCCAAAAGCUGUAUAGAUUAUAGCAUGACG
Messenger RNA from Klebsormidium nitens, 1577 nucleotides. NCBI's taxonomy places the organism in Eukaryota, Viridiplantae, Streptophyta, Klebsormidiophyceae, Klebsormidiales, Klebsormidiaceae. The record is from the annotation of a GenBank genome assembly.